UACGUAUGCCAAUAUAUGUAUGCAGGUUCACCUCUGAUUUUUCUGUACUCCAGUUCCUUAAGAGUUAGAUGUCACACUAUGGUUUGACCCAAAUGUGCCUCUUUAUACACAUUUCAGAUCUCAACACUCUUCCAAAGUGACUGCAGCUAUAAGCAGGUGGCCAGCAUAAUUUUGCAACUGCUUCCAUUAUUAAUGCUUUCUCGCUCCCUAUCCUUCUGCCUUGCAUGAAGCUUUCAACCUGUCUUUCUCAGCACAUUGACAGCCAACCCUUUCAUCUCUGUACUUUUCCAUCUGCCACUAUCCAUGUCCAAAGGACAUUUGAAGGAGGAACCCUGGCAAGAGCAUUGGGCUGCAGCAAAGGAACUAAAGAACAUACAGAACAAGACUGAAGAUGUAUUUUCACUACUUAAUCUGCCUCUGGAUUCCCCUGUCCUUUAGUGACUCUGAAACCCAUAACCCAUGCCAUAAAAUCUGCUUCUGCACAGAAGGGGCAAUGUUUGUGAACUGUUCAGGAGUCACUGUCAGCUCCGAUCUCAUUUUCCCUCCAGAGACAGAGCACUUGGAUCUGUCAAACAGUCAGCUGCAUUCUGUUCCAAGCAAAGGUCUCAGAUCCCUGUGGAAGUUACGGGUUCUCCUUCUGAGUGACAACUACAUCAGGAGAGUUGAAGAGAGAGCAUUCAUCUCCCUGGAGAGACUCCAUAAGCUUGAUAUUGGUAGAAAUGAGAUCUCCUUUCUUGGAAACAGUUUUUCAUUGGGUCUCGUUACUCUCUACGAACUCACUUUGGCCUACAAUAGGCUGCAGGAGCUACAGUACAAGAACUUCAAGCACUUUGAAAAUCUUCAGAAGCUCAAUUUGCAAAAUAAUAAUAUAUCAUUGAUAGAAACGGGUGCGUUUCGCAGUCUCACCUGCUUGAGGCAACUUUGUCUUCAGAAUAAUCACCUUCAUAACCUCAACAAUGGAGAUUUUUCUAUGCUGCAACACUUAGAAGUUUUGAACUUGGAGGGCAACAGAAUCAAAACCAUUGGCCCUGGAGUCUUUACUUCUUUAAGCAGCCUCACAAUACUUAACCUGGUGCACAACCAAAUUGAACAUAUUCGAUUCAAGACAUUAUUAUCUCUCCAGACCUCUGGAACUCACAUCUUUCUCUCGGACAAUCCAUGGUUUUGUGACUGUGACCUUCAGAGGGUUUUUGCUAAACUGCACAGUGUCAGAAGGCUGAUCCUAGAUGACUAUCACAACGUGACAUGCAUGGAGCCCCAUAUCCUGAGAAACCGCCCUCUGUCAUCUGUGGACACCCAGCUGUGCAUUGCAGAGACGGUGACGGUUCUUGUCAUAACUUUCACAGUCUUUGUUACUGUGGUAGCUGCCAUUGUCAUGGCUGAAAGGAACAGAAAGAAGAGGACAGGCAAGCACUGGAGUGAGGACAGCAAAGUCUCCUAUGAUGCUCAUAACUGAAGCAGCACAUCUUGAGAGAACCUUUUCAUCUACUUUGAGUUAUGAGAUUUAGUAAAUCCCUUCAGAUUUUGCAUUCUCUCUUUCCUUGCAAGAAGUUUUUAAUUAUUAUUUCCAAGCAUAGUUCACCAUUACAAGAAGGAGCAGAAAAUGUAGGUAUGUAGCUAUGAAUGUCUACUAUAACAGAGAAAACUGCUGUAGCAAUUCCAGGUUACUAUAUAAAAAUGAAAGCGUGCUAAUUAUAUUGGGUCCCGUCCUGCUUCCUCCAUUGGAAGAAUGACCCUCGGGGUCCCUUCCAUCUCUACAAUGCUAUGAUUCUGGACUACUUUCCGUAACAGAAGGUGGGCCUAAAGAAACCAGGCGUGUUUAACUAGAUGUGUGAAAUCUCUUCCCUUAAAGAGACUUUUCCAGUGCCUGGCGUAUGUUAUUCUCAUGGAUGCUAGCAUAUUUUACAUUACCUCUUGGUUACAGAUGGAGGAGAAUUCUGCUUGAUUUGCAUUUUUAAGCAAAGGAACCCAAUUCAAAUGUCCUGAUUGCAAUACAGUCCAGAUUCAGAUUUCACACCUCCUUGAAUUUUUCUUGGCAUUAAAAAUUACCCAAAUGCAUUAACAUGUGUAUUUUAAGAUAAAUACAGGUACAUUCUUUUUAAAAAUAUAUUUUAUAUGUAUUUUUCCACAAUACAGUAACAACACAAUAUAACAUCAUAUGAUGACUAAGUUGCCUCCAGAGCCAUCAAUUAUUAAUGUCCUAGAUUUAUUUAGGACGUGUAAUUUAGCUAUAUUUUAUCCCACAAAUAUCUGGCAGAGUUAAACUGGAGUCUUGAUUAUCUGCAUAGACGAUAAAGCAGAACCAUUGUUUGUGAAACUUAUCUUUUUUUGUCCUCUUUGUGCUUUCAGUUGAGCAGUCAUCUUUUCCAUGAGGGAAAUUCGUCAUGUUGAGGAACAGAUCAGUAGAACCAUUUGUGUGCUGAGGCUCUUCCAGUAGAAAUUAUAUGAACACGCAGAUUAAAUACUUACUUAAAAGUUGUGCGGUUCUGAUUUAUAUAUAUUUGAAUAGUAAUUUUCAUACAGUUUAAAAUGAAACACUGUAGCUUAAAGUGGAAAUGAGAUGGGAUUGUGAGAUGAACAAGCACGAGGGAUUCGUGAGCACAUUAGUAUUUAAUGCCGUUAAUAACUUAGGCCCCAAAUAUCUGAAAAACAGCCUCCUUCCCUACUGACCUUCUUGCAUGCUAAAGAUCAGCAGAUCAACCAUCUCUUUGUAGUUCUGCCACCCUUGGAAGUGCAGAGAAUGGGGGUCCUUUCUUUGUGGCAGCCCCUAAAUUAUGGGACUCUAUCCCCCCAGAAAUGCGCCUAGCACCUGAGUUUUUGCCACAUGCUGAAGACAGACCUCUUCAUCUUAGCCUUUGACAGCUAAGGCAUUUUGUUUGGUGGGACCCCGUGUGACGUAAUGGUCAUUAGGUGUUGGACUAGGACCUGGGAGCGCAAGGUUCGAAUCCCCACUCAGCGGUGAAGCUCACUGGGGGGCCUUGGACCACUCAGUCCUCAUCUCUUAGCCUAACCUACUUCACAGGGUGGUUGUAAGGGUAAAAUGGAGAGGAGCCGAGGAGGAGAACCAUGUGCAACACCUUGAGAUCCUUAGAAGAUGAAGGUGGUAUAUAAAUGUAAUAAAUAAUAAUAAAAUCUCUUUGGCUGAAUUUUUACUGCUCUCGUACAUUUGGAAUAGUUUCACUUGUUUUUUAAUCGCAAUAGGCUUUUCUGUUUUUAUCACUGGAUGCUGAACUUCUGUAGCCUGCUUUGGGACCUGAUGGUGAUGGGUGGGUGAGGAACAUUACAAAUAAAUAACAAUCAUAUAGGAAGCUAGUUCUGUACUUUUUUGGUUUAACAACAACCUGAAUCAAAAUGCCACUAAUUAACCAGUUUCAGGGCACAAUUCAAAAGAAUCUCAUCUCAAUGUCCAUACAGGGAAUCAUUAAGACAGUUGAGAUGCAGGUGCAAGAACCGUUUUAUCCCUUCAAUAAAUUGGUAUCAAAUUUCA
Podarcis raffonei (Aeolian wall lizard) is the source of this 3487-nucleotide messenger RNA. RefSeq names its product insulin-like growth factor-binding protein complex acid labile subunit. The coding region runs from base 392 to 1456 and encodes 354 amino acids. Gene Ontology annotation, molecular function: protein binding. The record is from RefSeq and is a predicted model, not a curated record. Lineage: Eukaryota; Metazoa; Chordata; Lepidosauria; Squamata; Lacertidae. The transcript has 2 exons.